AAUUCGUCUUUGAGAUUACUAGUAUUAUUUUUAGAUUAUUUUCCUUAAGAUUAUCAAGCCAGCUAUCUACAUGUGAUAGACACGUUAACUUGGCGUUAUAGAAAUAACCAAAUAUACUAUGAUAUCGUCGUAGGGACUCGAUACAGAUCUACGCAUGUGCCAUGGCAUGCAUGGGGCAUAGCAAAAUCCAAUCAAGUCAGGCUUCGCGUGCAAAAAGCCAGCAGGCGAUCUACGGUCAUAGGAAAAUAGGAACUAAAGGAUUUGCAGGGGUGAGACAAUCUUCCAGGCGACAUCCAGCUGUGCAGACGAGAUGGGGCUGUAUCGAUUUCUCCUGGUGGCGACUACUAUUCUUCCCACCACAAUGGAACAAGCGUUAUCAGGAAGGCAAACAACAUUCUCAGAGGCCCAGGGACGCACACCUCAUCAGGAACUAGAUCCAGCAUUCUGGAAUGACAUGGCACAUCGUGACCUUGACAGGGCCAUUCAGCUCCAGAAGUUGAACUUGAACAUGGCCAAGAAUGUGGUGCUCUUUGUGGGGGAUGGCAUGGGUUUAACCACUGUGACCACAGGGAGGAUUCUGAAGGGACAGUUACAAGGCCAGCCAGGGGAGGAAACUGUGCUGGCUAUGGACUCACUGCCACAUGUGGGCUUGGUCAAGACCUACAGUCUGGACUACCAGGUCCCAGACUCUGCAGGGACAGCCACAGCUUUCCUGUCAGGGGUGAAGGCAGCGAGAGGGACCAUAGGGGUCAACGGUCGGGUACAGCAUGGUGUCUGUGCAACUCAGAAGGGUAACGAGGUCAACUCCAUCCUGGUGUUGGCCAAUCAGGCAGGCAAGUCGACCGGAGUUGUGUCCACCUCAAGCCUUACAGAUGCCACAGUAGCCUCCACCUAUGCCCACAGUGCCAGCAGAUACUGGGACACGGAUGCUAACCUGCCCUGGGAGGCCAUCUACAAGGGGUGCAAGGACAUUGCAGCUCAGCUGGUGGAUAAUGCACCUGACAUAGAAGUGCUUCUAGCAGGUGGACGUCAAAACUUCCUUCCUCGAAGCGUUGCCGACAUGGAGUAUCCUAACAAGUUUGGAACUCGUCGAGACGGCAGGAACCUUGUUGAAGAAUGGAUCACCACAAAACCAGGGACGGCCCGGUUUGUUUGGAACCUGGAUGAGUUCAAUGCCAUUGAUUCAAACAGGACAGACUAUCUUUUGGGACUGUUUGAGCCUCACCACAUGAAGUUUUCCGUUGACCGUGACCUUGAUGGUGCAGGCAAGCCAACUCUGUCCGACAUGACCCAAAAAGCCAUCCAAAUCCUACAGAAGAACAGCAAUGGUUUCUUUCUGCUUGUGGAAGGUGGGCGCAUUGACCAUGGACACCAUGCAAACCAAGCUGUCAGGGCAUUGCACGACACAGUGGCAUUUGAUGAUGCCAUUCAGGUUGCCAAAGACAUGUUGGACAUGCAGGACAGUCUGGUCAUAGUGACAGCUGACCAUUCCCACACCUUCAACUUUGGAGGGUAUCCAAGUCGAGGGCACCCCAUAUUUCGAAAGACUGACUACAACUUUGGCUUUGAACUUCUUGACCGGAAGCCGAUGACGAGUCUGCUGUAUGGCAAUGGGCCAGGCUACAGUCUGUCUGGCACACGGCAGGACAUCACCAAUGUCAACACAGGAAGAAAAGACUACAAACAGCAGAGUGCAGUGCCUCUGGCUCAUGAGACACAUGGCGGAGAGGAUGUACCCAUCUUUGCUGGGGGUCCCAUGGCGCAUCUGUUCCAUGGUGUUCGCGAACAGAACUACAUUGCACACGUCAUGAAGUAUGCAGCGUGCCUCGGAGAGUACCGCGAAAACUGUCACAGUCUGAGAAAGCCAAGAGCAACGAGAGGUGGUGUGGCCGUUAGGUCAUGGGACUUCCAAACAACAAUAGCUGUCUUGAUUUUGGUUGUUGCAAUAAUGUAGCCUGGUAUCCAGACCAAUUAUAGCUGCAGAGUCUCUUUCGUUCCCUCUGCAAUUCUCUAACUCUCCAAUGAGGAUGAAAGAAACCCAGCAACUAUAGAAGGUUUGGAUACUGUGCUCAAGUAAUGAUAUCCAGUUGACACUCAAAUUGUGUCAAAUUUGUACUGAGAACAGCUUAUUGGUCAAAGGUAAAACAGUCUGUUGCAUCUAACAACCUUGAAAUGUUGAGGUCAAAAAGACCUUGGUCACUGCAAACAAGUGCUUCUGAAAAGAGCUGCCAUUUUUGAUUUAAUGAAAAGGAUUUUUACUGGUGGCUAGCUGAGGAGUACAUCAUGAUGGGAUGCGAUUUAUGUAAGAUGUGAAAUUGCUGCUAUAGAUGAAGUUGUCAUUUGAUGGGCAUUAGAAGAUGACUUAUGUAUAAGUAAGGUUGAUUGGGACAAGGGCUGAGCUGUGUACUUAAACUCAGUACCUGUAUGCUGCGUGCCUGUAAUCUGUAGUGGAAGCCUUUUUUCUUGUGUAAAGUAGGUAAAUCUUGUGUCAAAUAUGACAAUUUUAAUAAUCUGCCGGUUGACUGAGAAAACGUAGGAAGAGACUUUAGCCUCAAGUAACGUAAUGUUUCGUUUCAACCUUGUAGUACAUCACUUAAAUGUUGUGGGUCUUUGAAAAU
This is a messenger RNA of Branchiostoma floridae (Florida lancelet), 2618 nucleotides long. Its product is annotated as alkaline phosphatase-like. Bases 311 to 1954 code for a protein of 547 amino acids. Gene Ontology annotation, molecular function: alkaline phosphatase activity. The transcript is spliced from 11 exons. Gene Ontology annotation, biological process: dephosphorylation. Lineage: Eukaryota; Metazoa; Chordata; Leptocardii; Amphioxiformes; Branchiostomatidae. The record is from RefSeq and is a predicted model, not a curated record.